CUUCCACUACUUUCCCAUUCUCUCAUCUUUUCAAAACCUCUUCUUAGAGAGAGAAAGAAACAAUAAAAAUGGCAGAGAGAGAUCUAGAGAGAGAAGGGGCAAACAAGAACUAUUCAUCUUCUUCUAUUGCUCCUCCUACUGCUACUUCCUAUGAUUAUGAUCCAGAAACUACUUGGUCUUCAUGGCUUGUUCCUAUGUUUCUUGUUGCUAAUAUUGUGAUUUUCAUUUUAGCUAUGUAUAUUAAUAACUGUCCUAGUAAACAUAAUAACUUUGAAGGUGACUGUGUGUUCAAGUUUCUUGGUAGAUUCUCUUUUCAGUCUUUAAAGGAGAAUCCAUUGUUUGGUCCUUCUUCUUUAACACUAACAAAGAUGGGAGCCCUGAAGUGGGAUGCUGUUGUGAAUCAUCACCAAGGAUGGAGACUUAUCACUUGCAUUUGGUUACAUGCUGGAGUUAUUCAUUUGACAGCUAACAUGUUGAGUCUGAUCUUCAUUGGCAUUCGUCUUGAACAACAAUUCGGGUUCGUGAGGAUUGGAAUCAUUUACCUCGUAUCUGGAUUCGGGGGGAGUGUACUGUCUUCUCUAUUCAUCAGAAACAACAUCUCUGUCGGUGCUUCCGGUGCUCUUUUUGGACUUCUUGGAGCAAUGCUUUCAGAACUUAUCACAAAUUGGAGUAUUUAUACCAAUAAAGUAGCUGCUUUGGUCACACUUCUGUUUAUUAUUGUCAUCAAUCUUGUGAUUGGCAUGUUACCGCACGUCGACAAUUUUGCUCAUAUCGGGGGAUUCCUGACAGGUUUUCUUCUUGGUUUCAUUUUCCUUCCUCGUCCUCAAUUCGGGUGGUUAGCGCAGCGACGUGUUCCAGCUGGUGUUCGCCUCAAGUCAAAAUACAAGGCUUAUCAAUAUGUUCUAUGGAUUGUCUCUAUUAUUCUACUGAGCGUCGGGUUAAGUGUUGCUUUGGUGAUGCUAUUUCGAGGAGAAAAUGGAUAUGAUCAUUGCCAUUGGUGUAGCUACCUAACUUGUGUUCCAACUUCUAAAUGGAAAUGCAAUGAUAGUUAAACAAAAGAGCUAUUCCUGUUCUUUUAUGUAUAGCUAUGGCUUUUACUAAUUGUUUUUUUGUUUUGUUUAUUAAUUCCUUUUCAAGAUUCCAUUAUUAGUUUGUCUUUGGAUUUGUGUGUUUUCUUAUGUGGUCACACACAUAUAUAUGUAUAAAGAAAUUUAGUUGUACAUGAAGUUUCUGUUCCAUUUAUAUUUUCACA
This is a messenger RNA of Cicer arietinum (chickpea), 1252 nucleotides long. Its product is annotated as RHOMBOID-like protein 2. Gene Ontology annotation, molecular function: serine-type endopeptidase activity. Gene Ontology annotation, cellular component: membrane. Gene Ontology annotation, biological process: proteolysis. NCBI's taxonomy places the organism in Eukaryota, Viridiplantae, Streptophyta, Magnoliopsida, Fabales, Fabaceae. The record is from RefSeq and is a predicted model, not a curated record.